UGGUCCACAAAGUAUCAGUAUGGCCAGAAGUUUGUGGCUCUGCCUCGGCCUAGCCGUGGCUUACACAUGCGUCUCCCUGACCUCGGCUAAGGAGCCGAGGAGCAGGAGGGACCUCGAGGUGGCAGCCAGCCAUCAUGGCGGCGGCGGCGGCGGCGGCGGAGGCGGUGGUGGUGGCGGUGGUGGUGGUGGUCACGAAAGCGGCGGUGGUCACGACCAUCACGGCAGCCAUCACGAGGAACACGGAGAUAAAGGAGAAAAGGGCUACAAGAGCCACCAUCACCACGAUCACGGCGAUCACGGUCAUUACGGUAAAGACCACGAGGGAGGACACCACGAGGAGCAUGGUGGACACAAGAAGGGCCACCACGACGAGCACGACGAGCACGGGAGCCACCACGAACACGAGGAAGGACACAAGGGGGAGAAAUUCGGGCACAAGAAGGGCCACAAAAAGGGAGAGAAGACACACGGCUACCAUCAUAAGGCUCACAAGGACGAGUACCACAAGGAGCACAAGUUCUACGAUGACUACCAUAAGGGUGGGCAUCACGAGAAACAUGGCCAUCAUCAUGGAGACCAUAAGAGUAGCGAGGGCCAUCACAAGAAGGGUGGUCAUCAUCAUUCCGGACAUCAUAGCGAUCACCACGGCAAAAAGGGACACUCUGAUAAGGGACACUUCGACGAGGACCACAAAGGUUUCCAUGGUAAACACGGAUUCGACGAGCAUCACUCGCACCAUGAGGAUUAUGGUAACAAGCACGAACACCAUGGAGGAAAGUCACAUGGAUUCUCCAGCGGUGGAGGAGGUGGUGGAGGCGGACAUGGAGGAGGUGGUGGUGGCGGACACGGAGGCGGUGGAGGCGGUGGUCACGGAGGACAUGGUGGAGGCGGACACGGAGGCGGUGGAGGCGGUGGUGGAGGAGGUGGACAUGGAGGAGAUGGUGGAGGCGGACACGGAGGCGGUGGAGGCGGUGGUCACGGAGGACAUGGUGGAGGCGGACACGGAGGCGGUGGUGGCGGUGGUCACGGAGGACACCAUCGACGUUGAAAAAAGACAUAUGAAAUUUUGUUUUGAUUCGUUGAUGUAUUUGUUUUGUAUUCUAUCGUUGAUUAAUUUUAGACAAUUUAUUGGAAUUUGUCGUGUUCCAUGUUUUCAGCUUGAUGAUUAAAAGAUUUAACCUAA
Molecule: messenger RNA, 1183 nt
Organism: Megalopta genalis
Lineage: Eukaryota; Metazoa; Arthropoda; Insecta; Hymenoptera; Halictidae
Source: RefSeq, a predicted model, not a curated record